This is a messenger RNA of Darwinula stevensoni, 279 nucleotides long. NCBI's taxonomy places the organism in Eukaryota, Metazoa, Arthropoda, Ostracoda, Podocopida, Darwinulidae. The record is from the annotation of a GenBank genome assembly.
AGGUAUAUGAAUGCCUUCAUUGAAGAUGCGAAGCUGGUGACUCCCGAGGGUGCAAAGAAAGACUUCAAGCAAUUCUUUGUGAAGGGCGAGCAAAUUCGAUUUGUUCAAAUCCCUCCUGAUGUGGAUGCUGUGAAGAGUGUAGAAGUUCAACUGGCUGAACUGGGGAAGCAACCUCAACAGAAGGCCAUGCCAUUGACCCGUCGUGCAGCCACCUUACUUCAAGAGACAAGGGACAUGAGGGCUCACAUCCGUCAUCAGAAACAACAGCAGCACAAUUAA